CCGAGGAGUGUGCACCGCCACUGCGCCGCAACAACGCUCAGACACGCACCCUGAGAGCCACUCCGGCGUUACCAUGAAACGGCCCUUAACGGAAACGUGUCGUUGUCUUCCGGGAGUGUGUUGAGACUCCGCACCCUGCCGGCGAGUCGCUGCUUUCGGUUUCUCUCUCCAUGGAGGUGCCGCUGCAGGACCCUGGGAAGAGGAGGGAUAAUCCCUCAGCCUCAGCUAAUCUCUUCUCCAAGAUCUUCUUCUGCUGGCUUGGUCCUCUGUUCAAAGCGGGCUAUGGGAGGAGACUGGAGGAGGAUGAUAUGUACCAUGUGCUGCCAGAGGACGGCUCGGAGAGACUGGGCGAUGAGCUGCAGCGGUAUUGGGAUGAGGAGGUUCUGCGUGCCAAGGAAGACCUACGGCCUCCAAAACUCACCAAAGCUCUCAUCCAGUGCUACUGGAAGUCCUACAUCUUCAUCGGGGUAUACAUCUUCUUGGAGGAGACCAUUAAGGUGGUGCAGCCCGUCCUGCUGGGGCAGCUCAUCGUGUACUUUGAGAGCUACCCCCACGACGCCUCGGCCUCCCUGCCUGAGGCCUACGGCUACGCCGGCGCUGUGUGCGUGUCCACCGUCUUCCUGGCGCUGCUCCACCACCUCUACUUCUACCACGUCCAGAUGGCCGGCAUGAAGAUCCGCAUCGCCAUGUGUCACAUGAUCUACCGGAAGGCUCUACGUCUCAACAGCAAAGCCUUGGCUAAAACGACUACGGGACAAAUUGUGAACCUUUUAUCCAAUGACGUCAACAAAUUUGAUGAGGUCACCCUGUACCUCCACUUCCUCUGGCUCGGCCCGCUGCAGGCCCUGGCCGUGAUGCUGCUGCUGCUGUUCCUGAUCGGGCCGUCCUGCCUGGCGGGCAUGACCGUCCUGGUGGUGCUGAUCCCAGUGCAGACGGUGUUCGGACGCCUCUUCUCCACCCUGAGGGCCCAAACAGCCUCCCUCGCAGACGACCGCAUCCGCAUGAUGAGCGAGGUGGUCUCGGGCAUCCGCAUCAUCAAGAUGUACGGCUGGGAGAAGCUGUUCACUGAGCUGGUGAACGAGGUUCGGAGGAAGGAGUGUUCCCGCAUCAUGAAGAGCUCCUACCUGCGCGCCCUCAAUAUGGCGUCCUUCUUCGUGGCCAACAAGGUCAUCGUCUUCAUCGCGCUCAGUGCCUACGUCCUGGCGGGAAACAAGAUGGCCGCCAGCACGGUGUUCGUGGCGCUCUCGCUCUACGGCGCUGUCCGGCUGACCAUCACCCUCUUCUUCCCCUCGGCCAUCGAGAAGGUGUCGGAGACACUGAUCAGCGUCCGGAGGAUCAGGAGCUUCCUGCUGCUGGAGGAGGUGGUUCCUCAACCCACUGGUCUUCCAGAGACCGAGUCAAAGGACUGCAUGGUUCAGGUCCAGGACCUGAAGUGCUACUGGGACAAGACGCUGGACUCCCCGACGCUGCAGAAGCUGUCCUUCACGCUGCGGUCAGGGGAGCUGCUGGCUGUGGUCGGACCGGUCGGCGCUGGGAAGUCCUCCCUCCUCGGGGCUAUCUUGGGAGAGCUGAACCAGGAGAGCGGGGUCCUUAAGGUCAAAGGUCGGCUGACCUACGCCUCCCAACAGCCCUGGAUCUUCCCCGGGACGAUCCGGAGCAACAUCCUGUUCGGGAAGGCCCUGAUCCCCCAGAAGUACGAGAGGGUGCUGCAGGCCUGCGCCCUGAAGAAGGACAUGGCCCUCCUGCCUGACGGGGACCUGUCUCUGAUCGGGGACCGGGGAGCCAACCUCAGCGGGGGCCAGAAGGCCCGCAUCAACCUGGCCAGGGCGGUGUACCAGGACGCAGACAUCUACCUGCUGGACGACCCCUUGAGCGCGGUGGACUCCGAGGUGGGCAGACACCUCUUUGAGGAGUGUAUCUGCGGCGUGCUGAAGAAGAAGCCGCGCAUCCUCGUCACCCACCAGCUGCAGUACCUGAAGGCGGCGCACCACAUCCUGGUGCUGAAGGAGGGCAGCAUGGUGGCUCACGGGACGUACAGCGAGCUGCAGGGCUCGGUUGACUUCCUGUCCCUGCUGAAGAGGGGGGAGGACGAGGAGGGGGGGGGGAAGGGGGACGAGCGGCCCGAGCCCCCCCCCCUGUCGCCGGGCCGUUCCUGCUCGGGCUCCGUGGCCUCCCUGUCCCCGUCGCUGGGGGCUUCGCUGCACUCCCUGACGGAGACCCCUCCGCUCCACGACGAGGAGGCAUCCAAACCGAUGGCGGAGGAGAGUCGUUCGGAGGGAACCAUAGGCCUGCGUCUGUACCUCCAGUACCUAACGGCCGGGGCCCACUGGCUGCUGCUGCUCUCCCUGAUCCCUCUGAACCUCCUGGCCCACACUGCAUAUAUUCUCCAGGACUGGUGGCUUGCUAACUGGGCCUCGGAGCAGGGCCGUGCAGACCGCGGAGCCCACCCCAAUGGAGCCCCCCCACCACGGCUGGACCUUCCCCUCUACCUCGCUGUUUACGCAGGUCUCACGGCGGCGUCGGUGGCGUUGGGCUUCGUGCGGAGCCUGGUGUUCUUCAACGUCCUGGUGCGCUCGGCACAGAGCCUGCACAACGCCAUGUUCACCGCCAUGCUGCGCAGCCCCGUGCGCUUCUUCGACCUCAACCCCAUCGAUGGACACGAUGUGAGGCACUGA
This is a messenger RNA of Gadus chalcogrammus (walleye pollock), 2675 nucleotides long. RefSeq names its product ATP-binding cassette subfamily C member 4-like. Gene Ontology annotation, cellular component: plasma membrane. Gene Ontology annotation, molecular function: ABC-type transporter activity; ATP hydrolysis activity; ATP binding. NCBI's taxonomy places the organism in Eukaryota, Metazoa, Chordata, Actinopteri, Gadiformes, Gadidae. The coding region runs from base 171 to 2675 and encodes 834 amino acids. The record is from RefSeq and is a predicted model, not a curated record. The transcript has 20 exons. Gene Ontology annotation, biological process: transmembrane transport.